Molecule: messenger RNA, 1556 nt
Organism: Solanum dulcamara
Lineage: Eukaryota; Viridiplantae; Streptophyta; Magnoliopsida; Solanales; Solanaceae
Exons: 8
Coding region: 185-1408 (407 amino acids)
Source: RefSeq, a predicted model, not a curated record
CAUUCAUUCACAUAACACACAGCUCAUUCCGCCUCUGUCUGAUUUUAGGAAGAAAUUCAAUAGACCCAAAAACCCAAAAUGCCACCUCUCUGGAGAAGAUGAGUUUUUUUUCCCUUUCUUAUAGAACAAAUUCAAGAACUUUAAUGGGUGGGUAUAUACAGUGAAAAGGUGAAUAUAAUCAGCUAUGAAAGGAGGCGUCUUUUCGCCGCCUGGUGAUUACAUCUACUUCAAGUCUCAAGUUCCUCUUCACAAGAUCCCUAUUGGAUCAAAGCAGUGGCGAUAUUAUGAUUUUGGCCCGAAAGUAGUCCCCCCACUCAUUUGCCUCCCUGGCAUAGCUGGAACCGCUGAUGUAUAUUACAAACAGAUAAUGUCAUUAUCUAUGAAGGGUUAUCGUAUAAUUUCAGUGGAUAUUCCGCGUGCAUGGAACAACCACGAGUGGAUUCAAGCAUUUGAGAAGUUUCUAGAUGCUAUUGAUGUUCAUCAUAUUCAUCUCUAUGGAACAGCCCUUGGAGGCUUCUUAGCACAACUUUUUGCUCAGCAUCGUCCCCGGCGUGUUAGGUCCUUGGUACUUUCAAAUACAUUUGUGGAGACUACUAAUUUCUCAGCUUCAAUGCCAUGGGCUCCUAUUGUUGGUUGGGCUCCUUCUUUUAUACUGAAACGGCAUGUGCUAAGUGGAAUUCGUGAUAGUCCCCAGGAACCCUUUAUUGCAGACUCUGUAGAUUUUGUUGUUUCUCAGGUUGAGACACUCUCGAGAGAAGACUUGGCAUCCAGAUUGACAUUAACAGCUGAUGCUGCAUCAGUUGGACCCCUUCUUCUUCCUGAUUCUUCCAUCACUUUAAUGGAUACAAAUGACUAUUGUGCAAUCCCUCAAUCGCUCAAAGAUCAAGUGUGUGAAAGGUAUCCUGGCGCGAGAAGGGCAUACUUGAAAAGUGGUGGUGAUUUUCCAUUUCUAUCAAGGCCUGAUGAAGUGAAUCUUCAUCUUCAGCUGCACCUGAGACAUGUUGGUGUUGAAGCUCGACCUGACUUGAUCCCCGGUGUUCCAAAGGAUGGUAGUGGUGGAAGUUCCAAUGAGCCAAAAAACAGAAGAAAGGAGGAUGCUGAUGAUUCAUCAGAAAAUGAUAAAAGAGACUCGGAAACUCCUUCUACUGCAGAAAGUGCAGAUCCCCCCUUGACUCCAGAAGCUACCGGUUCUCAUGAUUUAGAUAACCAACUCCUUAAGAUGGCCAAACUCUCCAACGACACAGGUGAUUCUGUCACACCUCCUUUACAAAAUGCAUUUUUCCGCGACAAGCAGAACUUACUAGUCUCGAGAGCUCUUCUAAAUGUCACAUGUGAGUUUUUUAUUCUUAAUAUGCUUUCCCUUUACUUAGGGAACUGUACAUUAACUGGAAAUGUAGCUGCAAUGUAGACACUUGAUGGGAGAGAAGUUAUGUUCUUCAAUUUCUUUUUGUAUAUUGUGGGUUGGAAAAGUGUCAUUGCAAUGACACUAUGAAAUUGAAGACUCUUGUGUUGGGAGAUCUUUGUGAGAUGAUUAUAUAUCAUGUUGCAGUUUCAAA